GGGUCAACUAUCAGAAUGGCCGUUCGUGCCGUUCCUGUCAUUUUAAAUUUGAGUGAAACUCUUUAGAGUUGAUUAAUGAAAAGCUCAUAGAUUUGACACGAUCUUUUUUUCAAUAAAAUAUGUCUAUACACGUUACUGUGAGUGGGAAUCCUGUAAAUAUACGUCGUGGAAGAAUGAUAUUGUCAGAUUUAGAUCAAAUCAAGAAGAACGAACGUGAUCGCCGACGGAGGUUACGUCUAGAACAGGUUCGUCAACAAUCAAAGGAAAUAUCAAACAGACUUUUAGAACGUGCUAAAAAAAUAGCAAGAGAAGAACUUAACAAAUUAGAGAAAGAUCCAAAAUCAGAGCUUAAACAAAUGCAUGAUAAAAAGAUUAUGGAGAUACAAGAAAAAUAUCAGGAAGAUUUGGAAGAUAUCGGUCAAGCUCAUGUUUCUGCUGCUUUACAACCAGAUGUAGAUGCAAUCUUGGAAGAAGAAGGGAGAAAAGAUAGAGCUAUGGCUUUAAAAAGAGGAAAAGAUGCUGCACAACGAAUAAGAGAAAUAAAACAGAAGAGUAGUGCAGAAGUAACUCAUCAAGAAAGACUACGUAAAGUACGGGAAGAAGAAAAUAUGAGGGCAGCAAUGAUAGCUAAACUUCCAAAGCCAACAACAAUACUUGAGGAUAAUAAUAAUUCAGAAACAAAUUUUUCAGUAGAAGACUCCAAUGAAGAAGUUGUUCAUGAAAGGUUAACAACAAAUAAGAAGAGUAAUAAAGUCCUUUCUAAAAAAUCACCCAAGAAAAAGAAAACUAAUUCAAAAGAACAUCAAAAGACUUUAUCACCAAAACCAGGCCCCUCAGGCUUACAAAAAUGUUAUAGAAUGGUCUCUAAGAAGAAAGCAGCUGAUAAUGACAAUAUUAAACAUGCAAUUGACGCAAUCGAUGAGCAACUACCACGAAAAACAGUGCCAGUUAUAAGCACUACACCAACUAAAGCUGACAAAGUGGCAAGAUACAAUCCAGAUGAUUAUACGCAAGAUAGAUCGGAUACAAGUAGCAUCAGUAGUAGUAGCUCUAGUUCAGUCAGUGAUGACUCCUCAUACUUUUCUGAUGUUGCAGAACAGGUUACAUGUAAAACUACAAAAACGGGUGUUUUGACAGACAGCAAAGUACGAUUGUAUGAUCACGAUACACGUCAAAGAAAUGUCUACAGCAUGCCCCUUGGCAUAGUUGAAAGAAUUGAUAUUGGAAAUGAGCCAAGUGCGAUAGAAGCAGCACGAGCUAUGAAAGAUAUAGAGAAUACAAAAACACAUACAGCUAUAAAUCGUAAAUUAAGUGCUCAGCGCCGUGGUCAGGAUGCGAUUUUACGAGAAAGAGUACGGAGAGACUAUCAAGCUCUUAUAAAAAAUUUGGAGCAUCUCGCACAAGAAGAACGCAAACUAAAAGCUAGUCAAAUACAUUCUAAUGUGGAGGAAGAUACAUACGCGCGAUUACAUCAGAGAAAUAAAUGCCAAGAAGAGCAUCGAAAGAAGAUGAAUCGUGCAGCUAAAAAUGUUCUAUGUACAGAUAGUAUACCAAGCCGAUAUUCUCAUCUCGCAGAGAGAACGACGACGUUACCGAUACAGAAGAAAGAUGGAAUACAUAGUGACGUGCCUCAUUCAACGUGGCAAGAACCUCAUCUGGACGAGGAGGAGAUUACAGUGUGUCAUACACAACAGGAUCAGGAUAGCGAAGUAUCGCGCGAAGAACAAAUACUAGAUAUGUUAAAAAAAGUCGAAAGACAAAAAAGAUUACUACUGAAGGAAUUUGGUGCAAGUUUGCCUGAUAAUAUAUUCAAUGCCAGUAUAAAACCGCUCUUUGAAAACAGAACACCGACUCAAGCAACAUCAGUUGCGGAUGCUGUUAAGCCUCUGUCACCUGAAAUCACAGUCAUUAAUAUGUCUAAUUACAAUGAGUGUGCAAAAAAAGAUCGUAAGGCAAAGAAGAAGAUGGAAAGCUCGCCUACAAAAAAGAUAGAGAUUGCCGUACAGGCAGUAUUGGAUAAAAUUAGUCCGGCGGAAGAUAAGAGUGUACAGGUAGAAUUACCUCAAGAAAAUGUCAAUAUACCACAUUCCAGUAGAGAUACAUCUGCUCAGGUACCUCAUCCGAUCGAGCCGCAAGUUACCGUCAUCACACCGGAGACUGAUGAUAGUAGUAACGAUUCAACGAGUUCGGACGUUACUGGGAUGAUAAUUGAAAUCGAUAGAAAAGAAGUGACGGUAACACCUAAAAAGAGAAAAAGUCUAAAGGUCUCAAAGCGACCGUCACCUCGAGUUUAUCAAAAGAUCCGCUCAACGUCCGUUAGUUCUAAAGGUACAUCGCCUAUGAAGAGGUUCUCGAGGUCUCAUUCGAGCUCUCGCGUAACUAGUCCUCAGAAGAAGACGAAGUGUGUGGAUGCGCCGGAUACAGCCAGCAGAAGAGUAGAUAUACACGUGAGCAAGUCUGCAUUUAACGAUGAAACUGACCCGUCGCAAGAGACGAGAGUGUCGAUAGACGCCAGUGCGGAAAGUUCACAGACGUUUUCAGGCGUAAACGAUCAAGACGGAUCUACAGGCAAACCGUAUCGCAUUCGAACGCAAAUGAAAAAGUGGAUUCGAAUAAAGGAUACCUCAGAUACAACGUCGACGUCGUUCGCGAGUCCACCGCCAGUAAAACCUCGAUCGAUGCUUGACGCUUUGACUAACAUCACACCGAUCCUAGAGAUCUUAGAUUCUUCGGGAACCGAGGAAUUAAGACGAUUACGACAAGACAUCAGCCCGGUAUCCACACCGGAAACUCCUUCACCGCGUACAAUGAGAAUGCCAUCGAACAUUCCACAUCGUGAUAAGAUUAGCAGGAUGCUUAGAUACAAUUCGAAUGAUUCUAAAAACAACAAUAGUAUUAUACUGUCAUCAACACAAAACGACCAGACUUGUUUAACAGAUCCAUCAGAUGCUACUCCACAGGAAGCUGCAGCGCCAGAAUACCGACCGGCUUCUUCGCAACAGCCAUCAGUACCAUCAAAAGUCUGUACAUGCAAGAAUCCUAAAUGCAAAUUGUUACACAUAAAACUUGAUGAUAUUCACGAAUAUGCAUUGAAGAAUUGUCCCGAGAUGCUACAAAAAUAUGAAGAUCUGCAAAACUUAUGCACGGAAAGAAUAGCAUCUUUAACUGAUCUCAUUGAAAGAGUACGAAUUGAACAAAAAGAUAUGGAUCUUUCAUUAAUCAGUCCCAGUGAUGAAACGAGUUUGAUGCAGUUACCUGUGCCCAGACCAGCGCGUAAUGAUGUGCAAGCAAUACGCAAACUAAUUGAGAGUAUAGAAGCAAUUCAUUCCCAGCUUGCAAAAACUCUCUUUGAAUCGCAAAAAAUUAUAGAAAAUGGGACCCCCGACAACGAACUUUCGCGCGAUGUAGAAGUUCAAGUGACCACUUCUACUCCUAGAAGUAAAUCAAUAGAUACAAUUACAAUUCCUGUACAGAAAUCCGAAGUAGCAAAAGACAAAGCUAAGCCAAAGGUUAUAAGUGACGAAAAAGUUAAUAUACAGCUUAAUCAAUUUAAAAUACAGCAAAAACCUCAAGCUAUGUCUGCAAUAAGAACACCAGAACGUAAUUCUUGGCCUCCACGUGCACUUUCUCUUCAUGAAGAGGAGGUAAUAGAGAAAUUGUCGAAAGAAAUUUUGGAACAAAGCAAAAGUCUGGAUAAAGCGAGUUCCGCUUUUGUUAGCUUAAAAGAAAAUGAUGGAAGUUCUAUGCAAAGGAAAGUGUCACUUUCUAAUGAUGUUAAUCUGAAAAAUAAUACUUCAUCAGCACACAAAAAGGAUAAUAAUAUUACAAACCUUAUCGAAGAGGUAACAAAGAAAAACGAUUUUAUUCCAAUAUCUGCAGGCAUUCCCAAAAUAGCACGUAGUCAUGGAACUGUGACAUCAAUAAUUGCAAGGCCUAAACCUCCUGUCACAUUAUUAAAUGCACCACAUUGGCAAGAAUUAGAAUCAUCAGGGCAUGAAUUAUCAACGAUAGCGGAGUUCGACACAACGGAUACAGCUAAUAAAAGUAUCAAGAGUCCGACAAAAUCUAAAAGUGUGGCUAUAGAUAUCACGGAAGAUUCGCAGAAAAUUUUAUUAAAAAGAACAACAGAUACGGAGCCGUUUAAGUCUGCUAUUACUGUAAAACCAUCAGUACAUGUGGCUCCUUUGCCUGUUCAACAAAAUCAAAACCUUCCUGAGAAAAUAAUGAAUUCGACAACCGGCAUAAAACAUUCUGCUGAGUUAACUUCUAUGCAAAAAUCACAAGAAACUACAACCAUCUGUAGUUCUCCGACAAAAUCGAAAAAUGUGGCUGAUUGCGUUGUGACAACAAAAAUUGAAGCUGAACGGGAUUGGGUAGAUUACACACUUGACAAAUGUAACAAACAGUUACAAUGUAACACAACCACCGAGGAGCUUGUUCUUCAAACAAAAGAUUUAUUUGCGCUCGGUUCUUCUUUAAGUACAGAUUUUAAUAAUCAGUGUAAAAAUAGUCAACAUAAAACAACAUCCACUAGCUUAAACAGCUUCUCCGGAUUGUCUGGAAUUUCUGAAAUAACGAGUUCUCCAUCAUCAGAUCUUUUGAAAUAUGCUUCAUCUCCGGAAGAAAUGGAAACUGCCCUGAAGAAGCUAGGUUUGAGUUGGGCUGUUACGACAUUGAAGAAGACUCGAGAAGCAAGCGCUCUUAGUUCAUCCUCAAAUUCAGAUAUCACACCGAUAAAUACGGCCAGAAGGAUGAUUUCUCCAACCAAAAAACAUCUUGAUCCAAGUGGCCUUCCUAACAUUAGUGAUGUGUCGUCGAUAUCGAUCAAAGAGACCAACAAGAGUACAGAGCAAGCUGUCCUCUUGAAAGGAAGAACUUCCACACCUAAAUUUCAAAACUCAAAUUCUAACAGUGAGAGAUCCAGUACCACAAAUACAUCUGGAAGCCUCCAAGAGCCAAGCGAUAGUUUAACUGUACCUAAUGUGUCACUCACAAAGACAAAAUCUGAUAAUAAGCAAUUACAGAGCCUCUGACAUAAAAUGUUUUAUAUGUAUAAUUUCAUUAAUUACUUAUUAGAGAUAUAUAUAUUGCAUUUUGGUGGAAUUUUAUGGGGGAUUAUAAUUGCAUGCGUAAAAUAGGAUAUUCUUUACAUGGGCUCAUUUUCACAAAUGUUGAUAUAUAAAUAAUUUUUAUUGUGACCAGAAAAAAAGAAAUGUUAUAAUUUUUAAAAUGUGCUUGCAUUUUUGCUACAAGUAACUCAAAAUAUUGAAAUAUUAUAAGUAUUAUGGGGAUUCAUGAGGAUUAUUAAUUAUAUUUAAUGUGAUUAAAUAACAGAUCUGCUCAUUUAGUUUACUCAAAUUAUGGUGAGAAUCAACUAAACAGAUGUAAGAAUAAAAAUAUGCACAAAAAUUUAUAUGGAAAAAGAAAAUCUCAACAUCAAUGAAAAUUAAUGAAACUGGAUGACUAUUUUUGUAAUUUACUGAUAACGUAUGAUGUUUUAAAUAUUUCUUAAUUAACUAUAGAUUUCUAAACAAUAUGAAAGUUGUCAAGAUGUUACACAAUGAAAUAUCUUAGUAUAUUAUUUAGAUUGCACUGAAUGUAACAAAACUAAACGUUGCAGCCAAUAUUGUUUCCUAAUAUCUUGCAAUUGUUUCAUAGAAAACUCAAAAAUUUAUUUUUCAUUUUGUGUGAAAUAAAGAGAAAGUUAUGUACUAAACUAAAAAAAUUAUUAGCUCUAUGUUACAAUUGUAAACAGAUGAAAUUGAAAAUAGUAAAUUUAUACAACACUAUCAUGUUCAACUUUCAAUAAGAUACAGAUUAAUAACUUAAAGCAUGAUAUUACUGGAAUAUUAUGUCACUAAGAGCAUAAAAAAUUAAGACUGACAACAGUUUUAGAUGUGAAUGGUUUUAAAAACAGCAAUUUUAAGUAUGAAUAGAAAAUAAGAAUUUGUAAAAUAAGGAACCUACAAGAGAUAAAUGUACUUAUAACAAACAAAAGAUAGAUCCUACAAGAUAUGUAUUUUUAUCAUUCCGAUUUUUUAUAUUUUGUAU
Molecule: messenger RNA, 6051 nt
Organism: Odontomachus brunneus
Lineage: Eukaryota; Metazoa; Arthropoda; Insecta; Hymenoptera; Formicidae
Exons: 10
Coding region: 120-5033 (1637 amino acids)
Source: RefSeq, a predicted model, not a curated record